AGGCAGGGGCAGCAGCAGCAGCAGCUUCACUAAAGCUGGGACACACAGACAGACAGACAGACAGACAGGCAGACAGACAGACAGACAGACAGGCAGACAGACAGACAGACAGGCAGACAGUGAGACAGGGAGCAGCACGUUGGCACCUGCAACAUCCAGCCCUUUUUUAUUUUGAGCGAUUGUGCGUGUGUGUGCGCGUGUGUGUGUGCGCGUGUGCGUGUCUGAGUGUGAGUGUGUGAGUGCGUGAGUGUGUGUGGGGCUGUGUGUAUGCACACGCUUGUGUGUGCGUGUGUGUGUGUUGUGCACGCGCACCGCUUGUGCAAUACUUUAUGUACAUCCGAAUCCACCUCUCGAAGAAAGAAGAGAAAAUAAGAUUUUGACAACUGUCCUCUUGUAGACAUUUUAUUUUCAACGAGACCCCCAGCUGCACCGGAUCUAAGACAUCGCCUCUCUGCACAUUAAGAAUGGUCACUCAGAUACUCAGCACUAUGGAAACUCAGGUGGCAAAUGGUCCAACAAGCAACAACACAUCCAACGGCCCUUCCCUGAACAGUACAAACUGCUCCAUACCGAUGAUGGCCGGGCCUUCUGACGACAGCAAGACCAACCUCAUCGUCAACUAUCUACCACAGAACAUGACGCAGGAAGAGUUCAAGAGCCUGUUCGGAAGCAUCGGGGAAAUCGAAUCGUGCAAACUAGUGCGUGACAAGAUCACAGGUCAGAGCCUAGGAUACGGUUUUGUGAAUUACGUGGAUCCAAAUGAUGCUGACAAAGCCAUUAACACUUUAAACGGACUCAAGCUGCAGACUAAAACCAUCAAGGUUUCCUACGCCCGUCCCAGCUCUGCCUCCAUCAGAGACGCUAACCUGUACGUCAGUGGCCUCCCGAAAACCAUGAGCCAGAAAGAGAUGGAGCAACUCUUCUCACAGUACGGCAGAAUCAUCACCUCCCGCAUCCUUGUCGACCAAGUUACAGGAGUCUCCCGAGGAGUGGGGUUUAUACGAUUCGACAAGAGGAUAGAAGCAGAGGAAGCAAUUAAAGGGCUGAAUGGCCAGAAACCCCUUGGAGCAACUGAACCAAUCACAGUGAAGUUUGCAAACAACCCAAGCCAAAAGACAGGCCAAGCGUUGCUGUCUCAACUCUACCAGUCCAGCAGCCGGAGAUACCCAGGCCCCCUGCAUCACCAGGCACAGAGGUUCAGGCUGGACAAUUUACUGAACAUGGCGUACGGAGUGAAGAGUCCUCUGUCUCUGUCUACCAGGUUCUCUCCCAUCACCAUUGAGGGCAUGACCAGCUUGGCAGGCGUCAACUUGUCUGGUCCCACAGGUACCGGCUGGUGCAUCUUUGUUUACAACUUGUCUCCAGAGGCAGACGAGAGCGUCCUGUGGCAACUCUUCGGGCCGUUUGGGGCCGUCACCAACGUCAAGGUGAUCCGCGACUUCAACACCAACAAAUGCAAAGGCUUCGGUUUCGUCACCAUGACCAACUACGACGAGGCGGCUAUGGCCAUCGCCAGCCUGAACGGCUAUCGUCUUGGGGACCGCGUUCUGCAGGUCUCCUUCAAGACCAGCAAGACACACAAGUCGUGAAGGGGCUCCCCUCCCCCACCCCCUCCCCCCC
Molecule: messenger RNA, 1620 nt
Organism: Leucoraja erinaceus (little skate)
Lineage: Eukaryota; Metazoa; Chordata; Chondrichthyes; Rajiformes; Rajidae
Gene: elavl3
Product: ELAV like neuron-specific RNA binding protein 3
Exons: 7
Coding region: 465-1589 (374 amino acids)
Cellular component (GO): ribonucleoprotein complex
Molecular function (GO): RNA binding
Source: RefSeq, a predicted model, not a curated record